GUUUAUUUAGAGUAAAACGCAUUAGGAUUGCCGCUGCCACUCUAUACCUAGGCGGACCGUACCGGAGAAUCUACUAUAACUUACAUCUACAUGUCACCAGCAUCUGACGUACGGCCCGGAUCCGGUUCUUACCGUUACUCCUGCCAUAACGACGAGGGCGCGUGCAGGCCCACACGCUUAGUAACGGGACUUUGCGAUAUCGGAAACAGUCGCGUUAAGUUUUAGUCUGAGGCGAUGAUUCAAAAUGAAAGUUUCCAAAGAACCUGGUCAAACAUGGGAUAGGACCUACAUAUUUGGAUCUAUAAUUCAAAUAUUUACUGUUAUAUCAGUGGUCUCUGUGACUGACGGACAGUGCCCGAGUAAACUAAAGAUGCACUCCUUCUCUUGUUUUGGUGACUACAACACCCAGUUCCUCAACAUGCAGAAAAGUCAACGGACGCUGUUCUCGGGAGUGGACGUUGAACUACUGCGGGCAUUCUGCAGUGCUUACAUGUCCGCCAUGUCAUGUAUCAACCAGCUGAAGGCCGAGUGUGGGGAGGAUCACCACCAUGUGAUCGAUGUCCCUCUAAUCAAUCUCAAUGGCGCCACCGACGAGCUGUCCUUUAUGUGCCAAAAUGACGACAUAUACGAAGUGUAUGCCCGCCACAUGAGCUGCUACAUGGUACACGGGAGCUAUUCGGAACGCUGUUUUCAUGACGUCAUGAAUACUACAAGUCGAUUUCUGAAACGCGUGAACUGGAAAUCCUUGGAUGACCUGUGCAGGGAUCUGAGUCAGGUGAUGCAGUGUAUCAAGGACAACAUUGGCCGGAGCUGUGGUCAAGAGGCGGCGAGUCUGAUGGACGUGCUGGCUAAACCGAUGGUUCGGAGCAGUACAAUGUGUGACAGGCACGUGUUCUCAACAAAGGUUUAUUCGGAAACUUAUCAAAGGACUACAUUUGUUCCACCGGAAGGUACAAAUAGGCGUGUGAUAUCCAUCCGCGAGAGUGAUUCGUACAAUGGCGGAGGACGGACUACUUUAUAUCCACUUAUCUUGAUAAUCUGUGUUGUGAUAAGCUUGAGUACCACAAGGUCAAAGCAUUUAUUUUAUAAUGAACGGAGAAUUUGACCUAAAUGUUAUGAAUUGAUGCUACCGGGCUUUCAAAGUUAUUUAUUAUUGUUUAGAGCGACGACAGUUCAGUUAGUUUUUUUGUACGGUUAUUUAUUAUUUAUUGUUGUUCACAAGGACCAGAGGUACUGACACAAUACUCAAACAUGGCUUAAAUUGUAAAGUGAGUCUGACAGUUCGUCACCCAAGGUGUUACAGCUAAUGUUCGGCCAUCAUGAACAGUGUUGUGGUAUUGAUCAAUGUCCAAAUUGACAGAGGAUGUUGACGGAAAGGACAAUGGUAAAAAUCUAGUUUACCUUCAGAGCCUUCUUGAUGACGACAAAGUUAUUGUCCAAAUGGGCAUGUUUCUAUAACAAGGACUUGGAAUUCCAGGUACACAGUCGUCGACGAGAAAUGGCAUUGAUAACAAAGUCUGAACCGGAAGCGGAAUGUUUAUUAUAACAUCCGAGGCGAUAAUAUGAUCCUUACAGUAAUAUCAAAAAUCACAAUGGACGUCAAAUACGACUGUGAGAACGUUACAGCAGUGCCCAUGUUAUGAUAGGGGUUCACGGCAUUAACGUCCAAGGUGCCAUGUGAUCUGCGGAGUACCUUGUAUGUUCGAGGAUGCUUUGUGGUGGUCCAGCAACGACAGUGACUCGUGCCAAUGUACGUCAUCUACUUACCUUGUCCCCAUGGUGACAGACAAAGUUCUGUCUAAAGGAAUGAUGAUAUUAUGACGUCAAAUCCAGUGGUUGCCAUACUUAAGUACAACGCUGAUUCUGUCCAGCGAACUCCGGAAGAAAGCAACAUUCCAUUCUGUAAUUGACAAUGAUCUAUAAUAGAAAUCCAUAAGCAGAGUUUAUAUAUAGAUAAUAUGACGAGGUGUGACGUCGACACCGACGAGCCAGCUACGUCACUAAUCUCUAGAACACCGUAUAAUAUGUAUACAAGUCAAAUCUCAUUCAUACAUUUGUGUCGAAAGUAUCAAAGUGUUCUACGUCAUUCAUAUCGGUGUUCUACGUCACUUUUCUCAGGAUAUUGCGUCACCCAUGUCACUGUUCUUUGAGUGAACUUAUCAGAAUCGUCUUAAAAUACUGUUUUCUGUUUUUAAACAAAAUUCAAAGUUGUUCAGCAAUAAGCUUGAACUUUGAGACGACAAACCAGAUAUAUGAUGUUAAUUAUAAGGAGUCAGAAAAUGGAUUUAACAUUUAAGUUAAGAAAUGUAUUUAUAUGUUUUUAUUAUAUACAUAUUUAUUUUCUCGUAAGUCAGAGAUUUUAUAUUUUUGACAUCCCGUUUUACUCAACUCGUCCACGUUGAUUUCAUUAGCCACUAUUUGCGGCUCGAAACGGAACCCAUGUAUGUAUGUAGAUAUAGAAAAUAUCCCAUCCGUGUACUAAUCACGAAACCCUAAACUAAUGACAAUAUGAUAUACGAUAAAACACCAUAAUCUGUUCACAGCUAUAGGCCUACAAUGUUGCAAUAACUUGUUCUCGCUAUCACCUUGACCACGGGCACUAGUUGUACAAAAUAACUCCUAUGUAAUGGUUUCUAGACUUUCAUUUUGUUUUUAAAUUUGAAUUUGAUAUAUUUUAUCUUACAGUGCAAGUCAGUGUAAUGCCAAUAGGGUCACCGUUCAAUCAAGUGUCCCCUAAUAUGUAUAUUUUUAAUGGAUCAUAUAUACUAGGUGUUUUACUGUUUUAUCAUGUUUUAUCAAUGACAAAAAUGUGGAAGGUAUUUGGUAAUCAAAGUUGAACAAAAAUGUAUCCCGAAUUGUACCGGAACAAUAACAGUAUGAUACAGUAACAAAAUUAACAGCGAUCGUACGGACGUUACGGGGAAAUGCGUAUAGCCAAUGAGUCUGGGAGUAGACUUUCCUGACAGUUUUUCUGUUAAGCUGAUAAGCAAGUCAGGAAACAACAAGAAUCCUCCCAAAAAAUCUAUUCCCGAGACAUCCCUGAUAAACAGGAAGUCGCUGAUUCAUAAUUGUUGUCUAUUCAUAACAACGCCGUCAGCCGUGUUUUGGAUAAAAACGAAAUCAGUUGUGUUCUUGUAAAGUCAGAGAAGAUUGUCGAUAAACGAUCAUCGCUAACCACUUACACAAAGUGAAAUAUUUGCAAUGUAGGUGCAAUUCAACUCUUUAUUCCGUUGGUAUGAUUCAAACUCUGACUUUACUUUGAAUUUUGAUAUCCAUCACAUUCUGUUUUAUAAUACUCUAAAUAUGUACUUGCACGCGGCGCCAUAUUACAUAUAAUGUAUCAAUGUCCAAUGUGGUGGUUGUUUUUACAUAAAAAGGAAUGAUUUAAAUGGAGGGAAAAAAAAAUGUUUUGCACUAAAAAGUACGAGAAUGCGUGACUUCAUUUUCCUGAUGACAUAGGACUGGUGAACAUGUUAUAUGUACAAGAUGGACGAUCAUUGACUUCCGGUUUACCAGAUGUUUCUGUGUACUUUCUAUGGAAAAAGCUCUAUUAUACCCAUUAUUUUAAUAACUUCAUUUUAACACGUAUGUAUCUGAUAUAUAUGUGUUUGAACAUAUCAGUACACAUGUUAGUCGUAAAAAUGUGUUUUAGGAAGCCCAAGAACACAUAUGUACCUUGUAUAGAUAUGGAGCAGUUACUGUGUUCACAGCCAUGUGAUUGUUCAUAAGAUGGCGGUAUUAUCACGUGACUUACCACGUGAUUAACAGUGUAGAAAUAACUUGUCAAGAUGCAGAUUUUGAAUUCAUUCUUCUUACAAUUAUAUUUCGAAAAUACAUCAUUGUUACUGGUUUGA
This is a messenger RNA of Mizuhopecten yessoensis (Yesso scallop), 3854 nucleotides long. RefSeq lists its product as uncharacterized. NCBI's taxonomy places the organism in Eukaryota, Metazoa, Mollusca, Bivalvia, Pectinida, Pectinidae. Bases 245 to 1105 code for a protein of 286 amino acids. The record is from RefSeq and is a predicted model, not a curated record. The transcript has 7 exons.